AUGAAGAAGGAGAGGGAUGAUCAGGGGGGAGGCGUAGGGUAUGUACAGCGCACGCCCUUUCUCCGUCCAAAGGCUGCCGUCGGUGACAACGUUGUUAAUACCGCCGGUGGCUAUGUUUUCGCGGUGAGUGACGAGUCGAGAGUGCGUAGAUUCAUCAUUCUUGGAACUGAUGGAGGAACUUAUUACAGUUACGGAGAAAGAGCUUACCAUGAUAAAGAUUUCGACUUAGGUCGUGGAAGUAUCAAUUCUGAAAGAGUGUACAAGUUCAAUUGCCCCGGACGAAAUCCAAAACAAGAUCCUCUCUUGUUGGCACUCGCUUUAUGUGCAAGGCAAGUGUACAACGUUUCCGACUUGGCUGCAAAAGGGUCCGAAUCUGGUGGAGGAGACGCUGAUAAACUGAGGAGGAAAUAUUUGAAUGAACUCCAUAAGUCUGCCUUCAGCAUUGUGAAUGAUGUUUGUCGCAUUCCUACUCAUCUAUUCACCUUCGUCAAAUAUUGCGAAAUGAUUUCUCAGUCCACUCAAGCCGAAGAAGGAAAGAAGUCAACUGGAUGGGGUCGCCUUAUGAGGAGCACUAUUCAGCAAUGGUAUGCGAGCAAAAGCCCUGAGCAACUCGCCAUGCACCUUACCAAGUACCCCCAGCGAGGCGGUUGGUCACACCGUGACCUUUUCCGCCUUGCUCAUCCAAAACUGAAGAAGGAAGCACUCCCGAGAAGCUCUUGGAAUAUGAACAGAGAUCUGAAAACUCGCAAGCGAAAUCUCUCAAAGGAGGACGCAGAGCUCGAACAACCGGCAAGUAAAUACAGCGCUGUUCAAAUGGAUGUUGAGCUCGGGAGCAGGGCGCUCGAUCUCGUAGAAUCGGUUCUGGCUUUGAAACACGAGAAGGAUGAGGCCAAAGUUGUUGAGGCAAUAAAGAAACACCAUUUGGUGCGAGAGCAUCUACCAACAGAGAUGCUCAACUCGGUCGCUGUGUGGCAAGCCCUUCUAGAGAAUAUGCCAAUGACCGCUAUGAUCAGGAACCUUGGCAAAAUGCAGUCAAUCAAUGUUUUGACAGACGCGUAUCGUGAUAUGGUUGUUGCUAAGCUCACCAAUGAAGCGGAAUUAAAGCGGGCAAAGAUCCAUCCAAUCCAGGUAUUGAUGGCGAAAAAGGUGUACGAGAGUGGACACGGAGACAAGGGCAAACUUGAGUGGAAAAAGGACGAGAAGAUUAACCAAGCUUUGGAGGAUGCUUUCUACAAGUCAUUUUUCAACGCCCCGCCCACGAACAAACGAUUUUGCUUUGCUUUUGACGUAUCAGGAAGCAUGACUGCUCGUAUCUCUGGUACAAUGCUGUCUUGCCGAGCUGCGUCUGCUGCUCUUUCACUUAUUAGUCUAAAGAACGAAAAGACAGUGGAGUGUGUUGGGUUCUGCGAUGAACUGGUGGAACUACCGUUCAACGGAGACUGGACGCUCUCCAAGAUCGAAAAUUACAUGAAUGACUUGAGUUUUGGCUCGACCGAUUGUGCUCUACCGAUGUUGUGGGCCAAGGAAAAGAAGAAGGAGUUUGAUGUGUUUGUGGUCUACACUGAUUGCGAAACAUAUUUCGGUGAUGUUCACCCUUACCAAGCACUUCGUGAUUACCGUGAAUCUUCUGGGAUCACAGACGCAAAACUGAUUGUUAUGGGAAUGACCGCAACCAAUUUCACCAUCGCCGAUCCUGAAGAUGCUGGGAUGUUGGACAUUGUUGGAUUUGAUUCAGCUGUUCCCACUUUGCUUUAUGACUUUGUCACUGGAAAACUCUAA
Cooperia oncophora is the source of this 1779-nucleotide messenger RNA. Lineage: Eukaryota; Metazoa; Nematoda; Chromadorea; Rhabditida; Trichostrongylidae. The record is from the annotation of a GenBank genome assembly.